GUCUUGGCCAAGGACUUUUCAAAAGAUUCUGAAGAACAGAGUGAUGUGAUGACAUCUUCCUCUUCAAUGAUCUCUUGGAGGCCAUGUGAGGAAUGGAUUGCAUGUGGAGGACAGAUUGUGAGAUCUGUGGCUCUGUGGACCCAAACGCUUUAGAUUCAAAAGGACUUCUCCGAAUACUGAGCAGAGAAAAAGAUCCCGGAACUAAAAACAGAACCGGAGCAGGACACCGCCGGGAGACCUCACUGCUUCAGAAGGGCUGGAAAGGACGUCAGCCCGCGGGGAGCGCGGGGCCUCGGGUUCGCGCUGCUCUGCGGGGUUCGAGCCGGCCAUCGGGCCUGGUCGGGCCGGGGCGCGCUGGAGCCCGUCGUAUUUGGGGCGGCCCGCGGCUCAGACAUGCCUCGGGACUCCUCUCCCAUUUGCUGCGCUCCGCAGCCCCUGCGGCCUGGACGGUCCAGCCGCGACGCGGAGCCUUGAGCCCCAGGGCCUUCGCCCCCAAUGCGAAGGGACAAAUCGGGCCCCGAAUUCCCGGAAACUCGCGAAGCAGCCCCCCAGGGCGCCCUCCCCCCCGCCCCUCACGCGGACCAGGGUCCCCAGGACGGGAACUGUGGCUCGAGAACGUCCCCAGGCUCUGUCCUCAGCGCCGAAGCCGCCCUCCCCCAGCUUGAGCUCCUCUGACGAUGGGAACCGGCCCGGGACGCGCGCCGCAGCCAAGUCCCGGUUUUGAUUUCACUGCCUGCUGCGAGAGUGAAGAGGCUCCAAACCCGACAAACAGGAAGGAGAGAAGGAGCCAGAGUGCGGGCAGAGGGAGGGUCAUUCCCAGCAGAGGCGCAGGGGCCGGGCCGGGGGGCGGGGAGGAAGCAGCGCCCCUUCCCCUCCCGCGCGGUCCGGAGGUGAGGGGACGGGGGCCGGGGAGGUUCGGGGGCGGCUCCGGGGCCGGGCCGGGUGCUCGGGGCGGGGCGGGGGCUCCCUGGAUGC
Messenger RNA from Ailuropoda melanoleuca (giant panda), 975 nucleotides. Its product is annotated as protein SPT2 homolog. The record is from RefSeq and is a predicted model, not a curated record. The transcript is spliced from 2 exons. NCBI's taxonomy places the organism in Eukaryota, Metazoa, Chordata, Mammalia, Carnivora, Ursidae. Bases 93 to 665 code for a protein of 190 amino acids.